Vanessa atalanta (red admiral) is the source of this 2744-nucleotide messenger RNA. Its product is annotated as phenoloxidase-activating enzyme-like. Gene Ontology annotation, molecular function: serine-type endopeptidase activity. The transcript has 8 exons. The record is from RefSeq and is a predicted model, not a curated record. Gene Ontology annotation, biological process: proteolysis. The coding region runs from base 42 to 1412 and encodes 456 amino acids. NCBI's taxonomy places the organism in Eukaryota, Metazoa, Arthropoda, Insecta, Lepidoptera, Nymphalidae.
GUACGCUCAAAACGGUCACGUCGAUCGGACGUGUUGUAAGAAUGAAACGAAUUUUUAAAAUCGUUACGUUUGUGACAUUAACAUGUAUCGUCUUUGGACAAGAAGAUUACUGCAUUACGCCGACUGGAGUCGACGGCAAGUGCGUACUACUGGCGGACUGCGAUAAACUUAGAAAUUUAAUAAAGGGUACCACUUUGGAUCGAGAGAUUCUUAAGCAAUGGCAUUGCGGCUUUAUUAGAGAGAAUCCUAUGGUUUGCUGCCCAGUUAAAACAUCUACCACUACCACAACAACAACAGCUGCGACAGUAACAAUACCACCUGAAAAGAGAUGCGUUACUUUGGAAGGGACAUAUGGUACUUGUGUCAGCUUAGACUCUUGCCCAAAAGUUGCCAAAAGAUUAAAAGAAGCUUCAGAAGAGGACUUGGAAUAUGUACAGAGAUCCAGGUGUAUAGGAUCAGCUAUGUACAGCGUGUGUUGUGAUACUCCGACCGACGGUAACCACCGGUUAACUACAAAGAAACCAGUAACAGGAUUAGACAGAUUUUCUACCAACAACAUGUGUACACCAAAACCAGGUCUACCAGAUCCUAAUAAGGAUUGUUGUGGGGUAGACAGUGCGAGCGGCAAUAAAAUUAUAUAUGGUGUACCAACUUCAAUAGAUCAGUAUCCGUGGUUAGCAUUGAUUGAGUAUACGAGAGAUUAUCUAUGUGGAGGAACCCUUAUCAGUAGUGAAUAUGUACUUACGGCAGCUCACUGCCUUAUAACAACAGCCAAAAAAUCAAGAGGAGCGAAAUCCGUUCGUCUUGGUGAAUACAAUACGACAAACAAUGGACCAGACUGCGUUGAAGUGGAAGGAGAUGGUUUAGAUUGUACCUCGGGAGCCAUUUCAAUACCAAUAGCGGAGACCAUCAUUCACCCCCAAUACAACACAGAUAAGAUUGUUAUACAGGCAAAUGAUAUUGCAUUGAUCAAGCUGGAAAAAUUGGCUCCUUACGACGAUUUUGUACGACCUAUAUGCUUGCCAACAUUCGACAUUACCUUGUCUACGCCAGAAAGAGAUAUGCGUUACUUCGUAGCUGGAUGGGGAGCUGUAGACGAAACUCAUACGAGGAGCGAUAUUAAACUUCAUUCGGAUUUGAUCUUCGUAGAUCAGACGAGUUGUCGAGAACUAUACAGCCGUAAAGGAGUUUCGCUGGUGUGGGACAAGCAGAUGUGCGCAGGAGGCGAAUUGAAUAAGGACUCGUGCAAAGGAGAUUCCGGCGGACCCCUGAUGUAUCAAGAUGAAAAGAAAUUCGAGCUCACUGGCGUCAUUAGUUUUGGUAUAUUGCAGUGCGGCAACCAGGGCAAGCCUAGCAUCUAUACAAAGGUUUACGAUUACAUACCAUGGAUCAAAAGUGUAGUCGAACCUUAAGUCAAUUCUUAUACAAAGGCAUUUCACAAUGCCCUUUACUCUUCUAAUGCUUGAUGGUCAAAUCAAGUUUUAUCUGACUUCAUCUCUUUACCAAUAAUUAAAUAAAAAUCAUCAAAAACUAUGAAGAUAAUGAAUACAUGGUUUUUGACUCAACAAUUUGACAUAUUUACGUCUAAAGUCCGUCUACAAUCAUACGUCUACGUCAAAGAGUUCUAGCAAAAUAACUUUAUACUGCCCAAAAAUGUUGUUUUUGUCUAUUACUAAGUAUAUUUAAAGCAAAUCUAUGAAAAGCCCAUAAACAAAUUAAUGCAAUAUGUGGAUCAGUCUUUAAAAAAUAUUUCGCCUGACUUUUUCGUCUACUGAAUUAUUUUUAUUACAAAGGCCAUAUAACUUAUUGUUUCUCAAAUGGCAAAAGUUAUUUCGAAGUUUUACUUCGGAAGUAAUGACCAAACAAUAACAUAUAUCGCAAAGUGACAAAGUAUAAUACAUAAUAAGGGUAUUUGGCACAAUUUAAAUAAUACCUCAGGAGAAUGUUAACAAAUUAUACUUGUGACAGGCAACGUUACCUUACUUAGUUAAACAUUUUUGUUUAGUUUAUCCACUGAGUCCAAAUAUAGUUGGCAUUUCUAGGUUAUAAAAAAUAUAAUAUAAGGGGUACUAUUUUAUAUUUUAGUAAUAUUUGUGAAUGCAUUAACUGAAAUGCUUCUUUAAAAGCCUUUCCUCAAGAUAUUUACAGUAUUUUUUCUAUGUAAGUAUUCAUUUAUCUGAUGAUCAAAAAUUUAGGCUUAUUUUUGGUAUUACACCAGUUUUUAAUUAACGACAUUCUUUAUUAUAUCGAAUCAUUACGAUAUUACUAGUUUUUGCGCGGGCUUCGCUCGCGUUUUAGGGAUUGGUCGUCCUUGGGGUUCAAGCUUGGUUCGUGAGUGGUUGAGCCAUGAAAAAGUAACAGACAGACAUAUAGACAGACAGAGUUACUUUCGCAUUUAUAAUAUUAGUAUAGAUUUAAAGAGCUGUACAUCCCAGAUUAUUUUCAGCACAUGCUCAAAACAUUGAACCAGUUUUAACAGGAUUACAAAUAUAAUACUAAUUGUUAAUAAAGUCAACGCAAAAAUACAUAAAGUUUAAUGUAUUUACUAUUUUUGUCUAACAAUUAUGGAAUAUCAACAUGAACUUAACAAGAGAACCAUUCUUCGGAACAAGAGUGGCAGCAGAUUCACGAACAAGUAAAUGUAAACCAGCAAGUGAUCACUGUCGACUAAUCUGAGCUGGAUGUUUGUCAAAUGUACAAAAUGUUUUUUUUUUUUUUAAAUACUAUGUUUCAUACGAUCUCGA